Messenger RNA from Closterium sp. NIES-65, 711 nucleotides. The record is from the annotation of a GenBank genome assembly. Lineage: Eukaryota; Viridiplantae; Streptophyta; Zygnematophyceae; Desmidiales; Closteriaceae.
AUGCCGUUUUCCCAUCUCUCUGACUUUGCCAAUCGCAGGUAUCUGGUGUUUGCAGCGGUGGAGGAGCAGCUCACCAACGCCAAGAUCCAUGUCAUUGAGGCCGCACGGGUGGCCAGAGAGACCAACCGCAUCCUCGUGCUGCCCAAGGGGUCCCACAGCCAUCUGUCGCUGGGUCGAUCCAUGCCCAUGUGUGCCUACUGCGACUUGGCUUAUCUCAACGCCACCGAGUGGGUCUCCCCCGAGUUCUUCCUUCUCCUCGCCCGGGCUGCCUUCGUCAAACCCACUGUCAGCUACCUCUGCGUUGACACUCCCGAGCUCGGCAGACCCUGCUUCGGCACAACGGAAAUUGCAGGGAGUCUGGGGGCAGUGUUCACGCUGGCCAUGGGGCACGUACCCACGGGGGGCAACACCAUCUGGCUACACAUGCCUGCCCGCUUCGACCAGAUCCAGUCCCUGCUCAACGCUUGGAAGCACAGGGAUGUGGUGAUAUACGCCAAGAACACAUAUGAGCGUUUCGAUCGGGAAACAGACGACAUGGCGCAUGUGUUGCUGCCGUACGCCCGAGAGUGGCACCUCGCUGCCAAGCGCAUCGUGGCCCGCCUUCCGAAACCCUUCAUCGGCGUCCAUUAUCGCUCCGAGUUCAUCGCCUUCCGACUGGUAUGCUGCCCCUUCUUUGCUGCUGAGGCUUUGAGCGUUAGACGGGCGACAUGA